Carassius gibelio (silver crucian carp) is the source of this 1977-nucleotide messenger RNA. Its product is annotated as sorting nexin-2. The record is from RefSeq and is a predicted model, not a curated record. The coding region runs from base 101 to 1558 and encodes 485 amino acids. Gene Ontology annotation, biological process: early endosome to Golgi transport. The transcript has 15 exons. Gene Ontology annotation, molecular function: phosphatidylinositol binding. NCBI's taxonomy places the organism in Eukaryota, Metazoa, Chordata, Actinopteri, Cypriniformes, Cyprinidae. Gene Ontology annotation, cellular component: endosome; endosome membrane.
CACGAGACUCGGUCACAUGACAGGCUUCACACUCUCUCUCUGUGUGUGAUUGUGUGUGAGUGUGUGUGUGUGUGAGGUGUAUCGGCUGCUGUAACUGAAGAUGUCAGAGGAGAGGGGUUCUUCAGCGCAGACGGAGGAAGACGAGGAUCUGUUCGUCAGCGCGAUGGAGUCUCCAGAAGCAGCUCGUCUGUCUGCAGGAGACCUCAGCCCCAGCUCUAACGGACCCCGAGACGAUGACCCCGACGACCUCUUCGCCGAAGCGACGGAGGAAGUGUCUCUGGACAGUCCGGAGCGUCAGCCGAUCCUGUCAGACGGACCGUCUCCUGCCAUCACACCGGUCAGCAUCAGCCCCAGAGUGGACGUGUUUGACCGCUCGCCGGACCUGGAUGAAGAAGAAGAGGAAAACAGAGACACAUUUGACAUCCAGAUCUCAGUUUCUGACCCUGAGAAAGUUGGUGACGGCAUGAAUGCGUUUAUGAUCUAUAAAGUGACGACUAAAACCAGUUUGUCCAUAUUCAGCAGAGACGAGGUGUGUGUCAAGAGGCGCUUCAGUGAUUUUCUGGGUUUGCACAGUAAACUAGCCUCCAAGUACAUGCACAUGGGCUUCAUCGUCCCUCCUGCGCCUGAGAAGAGCAUCGUGGGAAUGACGAAGGUCAAAGUGGGGAAAGAGGAUCUGUCAUCGGUGGAGUUUGUAGAGAAGAGAAGAUCUGCUCUGGAAAGGUAUCUGCUGAGGACGGUCAAACACCCAGCGCUGCUCAAAGACCCCGAUGUCCUGCAGUUUCUGGAGAGUUCAGAGCUGCCGCGAGCGGUUAGUACACAGGCGCUGAGUGGAGCCGGAAUAUUGAGGAUGGUAAACAAAGCAGCCGACGCUGUCAACAAGAUGACAAUCAAGAUGAAUGAAUCGGAUGCGUGGUUUGAGGAGAAACAGCAGCAGUUUGAGAAUCUGGACGUUCAGCUCAGAAAACUUCACGUUAGUGUGGAAUCACUGGUGUGUCACAGGAAGGAGUUGUCUGUGAACACGGCGUUGUUCGCUAAAAGCGCGGCUAUGCUUGGAAACUCGGAGGAUCACACGGCGCUGUCGCGAGCUCUGUCCCAGCUGGCCGAGGUGGAGGAGAAGAUCGAGCAGCUGCAUCAGGAGCAGGCGAACGCUGACUUCUACCUGAUCUCAGAGCUGCUGGGAGACUAUGUGCGGCUCAUCACCGCCGUCAGAGGUGUGUUUGACCAGCGGAUGAAAGCUUGGGGAAAGUGGCAGGACGCUCAGCUGAUGCUGCAGCGCAAGAGAGAAGCCGAAGCUAAACUACAGUACGCCAGCAAACCUGAGAAACUGCAGCAGGCCCGAGACGAGAUCCGAGAGUGGGAAGGUAAAGUGCAGCAGGGGGAAAGGGAUUUUGAGCAGAUCUCGAGGAACAUCCGGCGAGAGGUCGGUCAGUUCGAGAAAGAGCGAGUGAAGGAUUUCAGAGUCGUCAUCAUGAAAUACCUGGAGUCCCUGGUUCACUCACAGCAGCAGCUGAUAAAAUACUGGGAGGCGUUCUUACCUGAAGCCAAAGCCAUCGCGUAAUCAUCACACCUCCGGCUUUCUUUAUUCCACAGCAUGAUCAUGCAAGAAGAAGAAACCUAAUGAUAGCACUACAUGAAUAAACCCAGAAUCUGAAUCUCUGAACCUGUUCGGUGUCUGAAGAUCAGCGUUGUGUUUCUUCACUCUGAUGAUCCGGCAGGGGAAGGCCUUCUGAAGCGCUUUCUGUUCUCCUUUAUAUCAAUAAUGAAGCAUUAUUCUUUAAUAAUCAGUAUUUAAGAGCAUCAAUAAUCAACAAGGCUUCAUGCACGAUAUACAUAUGUAUAUUUUUUUUAUUUUGCUUCGUAGCCUGAAAUUUAAGUUGAUUCAUUGUUAUAACGGAUUUUGUAAUCACAAGUAUUUUUACUCUACAUUCCUGUGCAACGAUAUCUGAACCUUAAUAAAGAAGUGAAUGCGUAUCAGAA